Messenger RNA from Racocetra persica, 329 nucleotides. Lineage: Eukaryota; Fungi; Glomeromycota; Glomeromycetes; Diversisporales; Gigasporaceae. The record is from the annotation of a GenBank genome assembly.
GUUUCGUCUUUCCCCAUUUAUAUAAAAAGGUUUUGGCGAACAGUUAUAUAACACAACAAGGUUUACCGAGCAAAACUCAUAUUCUACACCUUUAUCGUUCUCUCUUACGAGCAAGUAAAACCUUUUCAAAUUACAAUUUUAGUGCUUAUGCAUACCGACGAACAAAGGAUUCAUUCCAUGAGCAUAAAAAUGAAACUAGACCGGAUAAAAUUGCAGAACUUGUUAAAAAGGCUGAACAAGAAUUAGCAGUUUUGCAAAGACAGGGAUAUUUAAAUAGUCUUUAUGCCGUCGACAAAUUGGUAGUAGAACAGAUGAAAAAGAAUUCUUAA